This is a messenger RNA of Elgaria multicarinata webbii, 1669 nucleotides long. RefSeq names its product GTPase IMAP family member 5-like. Gene Ontology annotation, molecular function: GTP binding. The coding region runs from base 262 to 954 and encodes 230 amino acids. The record is from RefSeq and is a predicted model, not a curated record. Lineage: Eukaryota; Metazoa; Chordata; Lepidosauria; Squamata; Anguidae. The transcript has 4 exons.
UUCCCCUCCUCCUGGGCUGCUUGCAAAGGCUCUUCCUGUAAACCAGCUGCUAGUUCAGGCAGCCAGAGGGAGGGGUUUCUUCUCCAUCUGGUUCUCGGCAGGACAACACCUAAUCCACUGCUUUGUUGCUUUCAUUUUCAACGUGGAGCAAAAGUUGGACUCAUAGUUCUGUUGAGAAGAGCAGCACGAAGGCAGUCCAGAAAUUGGAGAGCUCUGCAAAAGAGUGACGAAUACAUAGAUUGCGACUUGGUGACAGAAGAAAUGGCGAAUCACUCAGAUUCGGAACCUGCAAGGGGACAGAAGGAUGGGCCCAGACCAGGGAAAGGCAAAGAGUCAGAACUGAGGAUCAUUCUCGUGGGCAAGACUGGAGGUGGGAAAAGUGCCACAGGGAACACCAUCCUGGGCCAGGAGAAAUUUCCUUCCAUACUUGGGGCACAGACAACAACUGAGAAAUCCCAAGAAGAAAAGGGGGAAUGGAAUGGCCAGGAGUUUUCCCUGAUCGACACACCAGCUAUUUUUGAUUCAAAAACUCCCAAAAAAGGAUCUCUACGCAAUGAGUGCAAAGACCUCUCCGAGCCCGGCCCUCAUGCCCUGGUGUUCGUGACCCAGGUGGGCCGUUUCACUGCGGAAGACGAGGCGGCAGCAAAGCGAGUCCAGAAGGUCUUUGGAAAGGAGACCCUCAAGCACAUGAUCAUCUUGUUCACCCGCAAAGAGGAUUUACAAGAGGGCUUGUCCUUGCAGGAGUAUGUGACGCAGUCAGAUAACAAGGCUCUCCUGGACUUGAUUAAGAAAUGUGGGGAACGCAUGUGCGCUUUCAAUAACAGGGCAGCUGGAGCAGAGCGGGACGGGCAGGUCUCUGAGCUGAUGGAAAUGGUCCGGAGAAUGGUUCAGCAGAAUGGAGGGGCAUAUUGUAAAACAAAAAAAGGUAUACUAUCUCGGUUGAGGGUAAAAUGAGGCAGGCCAAAGGAUGAGUGAUUGUGAACAGCCUCAAACUGAUGCCCUCAUGAUUUAUACACUUCUUUUCAAGCUUCUAAUUUUUUCUUAUAUAAAUCUCAACAGCUUCCUAAAUCCCAUAUUUGUGUUCCUUAAACCCUGUUUUUUUUCUUACAUUACUGUAACAUUUAAAAUGAGCAAUGUUGUUAGGAGCUGCACAUCAGUUUUACCUGCCUGUGUAAUUUGGGGCAACUCAUUUGGGAAUCUAAAAGAGGGAUGAAGGAAUUAUGAGUAUAAAAGGUGUCCUUCAUAAAUAGUGUAACAUCCGUUUAUCUCCCAAUUAUUUUAGUGUACUAUUUUUUCAUUUGCAACUUAUAUUGCUACUUCUUCAGUGCCUUAAUUUCCAUCUGCUUUUAUUCUUUGUGGCUGCUGUACAGUACUGGAACUCCCUACUGCUGGAAACUCACCCAAGGCUGAGCCUCUUAAUCUUUUGCCAGUAUUACAAAACUUCUCAUUUGGGAUUAUGUUUCAUAGCUGGAGUUACGCAAAUAGGAGGGCCCCCCCGGUUCCUCAUCUAUGCUUCAAAAGGAUUCUUGCACACUGUUGAAAUGUAUUUUUAGCCACAAGCCUAGAGCACAAGGCAGGCCACAAAUGUAAAUAAAAGACUUCUUUGCUUUGUGUUUUGUUAAGUGCUGUUGCCCAAAAUGAUUAAACAUUUAGCACUGAUUGAUUCAAA